AUGGGCCUUCCCACGGUUCGCGUCGGCGACAUCCGGCCAUGGUUCAAUCGGGAUGCGGGAGACGUCGACCGUCGGCUUUUGCUGAUCGGGUUAGGUCUCGUCGCUUGGGCUGUUUGGGCCGCCUCCACCAGUUUCUUGCACCAGUCCAAAUACAUACUUCCUAAUCCUAUCCCUGGAGUGCCUUUCUUUGGGAACAGCUUCCAGAUGCCUUUGGAGGGGCAGGGUCCCUUUGCGACCAAGCUCGCCGAGAAGACGGGAGAGAUGUAUACUAUGAAAUUCGGCAGAGCCACAUGGGUUUUUCUCAACUCUCGGCGAGUAGUCACCGAGUUGCUGGACAAACGAGCGGCGAUAUACUCUUGCCGCCAAAAUCUACCCAUGGCGAACGAGAUCAUUUCGGCUCACAAGAGGCUUCUCCUCAUGCCUUACGGUGCACCCUGGCGGAAGCAGAGAAAGGCCAUGCACCAGAUUCUCAACAAUACCAAGCAGACCAUGUUUCUACCGUAUCAAGACGUCGAGUCGCGCGCUCUCCUCCAUCAUUACAUGAACCAGCCGGAACGGUGGUGGGAGGCCAAUGCCCGUUUCUCAAACUCCGUCAUCAUGAGUGUCACUUACGGAGUACGAUCAGACCUGGGCGAUCCUGAUUUGGCCAACUUGGUUCGAAACGCAGAGCAGUUUGUCCCUUACCUGUUUCCCGGGCAGUGUUUGAUUGACAUCUUCCCAUGGCUCCUCAAGGCGCCCAUCCCGGCAUCGUGGCAACCCUGGCGUUGGUGGGGAACUCGUCUUCAACAUGCCACAAGAAACGCAUAUAAGAAGCUGUUCGAUGAUCUAUUAGAGAGACGGAAGCUUGGGACCCAAAAGCCGUGCUUCAUGACGGAAUUGUUGGACAGCAACAAGGACGAUUUCGAAGCCGAGGAGUGCUACUACAUUUGCGGAACUCUGAUUGAAGCAGGAUCCGACACCACCCGUCUAACCCUUAACGUGGCCUUGGCAGCCGCGGUACUGCAGCCUGACUGGGUUGAAAGAACUAGGAAGCAGCUCGACGAGGCGUGCGGAGCCAACGCUGAACGCCUGCCGAACUUCAGCGAUAUGGAUCAAUUGCCAUUGAUCAAGGGCGUUGCCAAGGAGUCCCUUCGAUGGAAGCCUGCCAUUGCCGAAACCGGAAUUCCCCACGCCUUGACCAAGGACGAUGAGUUUGAAGGAUACAAGCUCCCUGCCGGAGCAGUUGUAACAUACAACCACUGGGCAAUCUCUCACUUGGACUAUGAAGAUCCGGAACGAUUUUACCCCGAAAGAUUCCUCGACGAAGAUCUGAACGCACCUACAAAGGGACACUUGGGUUUCGGCUCUGGCCGAAGAGUGUGCGUCGGCAACACCGUUGCUUGGCACAACCUCCUCAUUUCCCUGAGCAGGAUGCUGUAUUGCUUCGACUUUAAGGGCGACCCGAACGCACCUAUCAACGCAGCCGUGAGGAUUGACAGCGUGUUCACCAAAGCUCCUUUUAGUAUCUCCAUCCAACCUAGGAGUGAAGCUCACCGUCUUCUUAUUCAGCGAGAAUGUGCCGAUGCUGCCAAAAUGGAGAAUUAG
Ilyonectria robusta is the source of this 1584-nucleotide messenger RNA. RefSeq names its product cytochrome P450. The transcript is spliced from 5 exons. The coding region runs from base 1 to 1584 and encodes 527 amino acids. The record is from RefSeq and is a predicted model, not a curated record. NCBI's taxonomy places the organism in Eukaryota, Fungi, Ascomycota, Sordariomycetes, Hypocreales, Nectriaceae. Gene Ontology annotation, molecular function: iron ion binding; heme binding; oxidoreductase activity, acting on paired donors, with incorporation or reduction of molecular oxygen.